AUGUCGCAGCGACCAAAUGAGCCCCCUGCACGAUCUUCAAUCUCUCCGGCGAAUAUACGACACCAAGACCGAUCCCCUGGUGCUGCUUCGACUCUACUCCGAUCCGAUGGAAGCUCGUUCCGACAGACCCCGCCUCGAACGAACGACGGCCGACCGAGCGGGGAGUUGGAAGGUAGUACACUAGGCAGCGGUUCCCGUGAUGGAGAUCAAAGGACAUCGGGCCAGCGGAGGGUCCAGAGCUCAGGUAGCUUUUUGCUUGACUCAUUGCCUCGCCCGCGAAGCACAAGAGUUAGCCUGAACCGCCCUCGUCCCCUAGAACCUCCCCAAGAGAAGCGCAGCGUUCCCGAGCCGGAGAUCGUGGUUCCCAAGAAACGCUCGCGAUUUCCAUGGAGCCGGCAUAAGAAUCGUGCAUCUGAACCAAUGUCAAAGGAUGCGACUUCAAACCCGGUAAAUACCAGGCAAGCUUCUACGUCUCCUGGUAGACAGCCCUCCGAAAGCUCCUCGCAUCCAGAGGUACAGGACGACAAUGUGGGACAUGCUACUCCUGGCCUGGAUAGGGACUCGAUCCAGAUUGUGAAUCUAGCCUUGAAUCUCAACGAAUCUCGGAGGAGGACAGCAUCUGGGAUACCCCCGGGUUCUGAGAGCCGAAGACCAAUAUCUGUCUCUCAACCUGCUGUUCCGUCAGUAGACAGCUAUGCAUAUUCCCCACGAGCGAGAAAUUUCCAGCGCGAUUCGACGUAUCGCAACUUCACCCAGGUCUCUGGUAAUCGGUUGUCACAGGGGACACUGCCGAGCUUAGAGCAAUCGUCUGUUGUGAAUCUGUUGCCUGCAUCCGCGAUUGAGGAUCAACGGGCAUACGAAUUCUCCGAAAGCACUUUGGCUCGUGUUGAGAGAGCACGCAAUCAUUUUGAUUUAUUUCAUGAAUACAUGCGGCUCCUGCCCUCAUUACCGCCUCUACGAGAUGCCGUCAAGGAUGGUUCUGAGUCUAAACCGCGGAAAUCCCACCGUUGCUAUAACCCGCUUCAAAUGAUCCGCAACCGAAAGGUCAGGUAUCGCGAGAAAUGCUCCAUAGAUGCAGAUGCAGAAGGAUGGCACGACGUUGAAAGAGUCCAUGAAUGGAUCGAUAACGUCGAGCAAAAGUACAGCCAAAGAGAAUACGGCCAACUAGAUUGCUUGAAGCUCCCACCUUUCCAACAAGGUCGCCGCCAUAUUUCCAUCGGGGAACACGAUGAUAUGGAUAUGAUUCCUACCUCUCCGGGUUCGAGCUUGCGGCGAGCCAGCCGAACCAGCAGUAUAAAGGCCCGUCGGCCACGUAUUGAUUGGAAGAUCUCGCCGGCAGAGCUUCUGGCCGAUGCCGCCUGGCUGGAAUAUGGUACAAACAAGACGAAGGUGGUUGACAAGGAUGGCUAUAAAAUCUACCCUGACCCUAAAGAAUUAGUUACCAUGGACGCAAGCGAUGACCUCAAGAUGCCGCGUAAACAGCAGCGCCUUUCGGUCGAAGUGGGAGAUACUAGAGAGACACAUUCAUCGCCGCGCACCUCUUUCUCCGGUCCCCACCCUGCAUUGGCGCACGAAUUCAAGAGCGUGGGUCGAGGGCGGCAAAAGCACAGAUUUCGAAGUCAUUCACACAGCUUACGGAGCCGCAGUGCUUCCAGCAAACGAAAGCCAUCACGGUGGGAUAAUGUCAAAAUGCGUUCUGCCAGCGUCUCGAGUUCUUCGGGCUCAGAUACCCGCCCUCCCGGCGAGGAAAAGCCCCGCAUGUCUCGUGAGAAUAUCCGAGACCAUGUCCAAAGAUUCGUCGACCAUGCACACUCAGGAUCUCGCCGCGCCAAAUCUCCGUCUAUUCGUAACGCUGAUAUUGACCGGGGAAGGACACCACAGCCAGCCGAGCCGCUGUCGGUCAACACGAAGCAUGCCCGCAAGCACCGAAAAGGCUCUUUCUCAUCAGAGGGCAGUGUUGAUGACCGACAUGAUCCUCGGAUGUCUUUGGAAGGCAUGGAUAGUACUGCGCCUAAUUCUCCCGCCCAUGUUGGUUACUUCCCAAGCAUAGCAGUAAAUCUAUCCCCUCCUUCAAGUCGAUCUCCUUCUCCGGCAAAGAAGGGUCUCCGUCAUAAGAUUGUUUCACGGCAUGAGCGCAGCAAGAGCAAACAAGCAGACCGAGAGCGAGAGCGGGAAGAUGAAUUACCGGCACCCGAGGCUUUACGUCAACGAAAUAUGACGGCGCCCGAGCGGACGGAGGGUACCUCCAGGCUCGAGCCAAGUCCUCUUCCUGAUGUUGUGUCGUCAGCCUAUCCUGAUGAUCAAGGCACACCUGAAGGAACCCGAGCAGAUGGAUAUCGGUCCCGUAAAGGGCCCCAUCUUCCCGAAUCAAAGCUGCGGGGAAUAUUCAAGGGACCAGGCCGGAUAGCAGAGAUCGUGGGGAAUGAGGUCUCCAAGGUCGGAGACCUCAUCCUGAAGAAGGACGCAGAUCCUGAAUCUCGGAAAUCAUCGUCUGCCACUACUUUUGCAUCAGAGGAUAGCGAUUCUGAUGAAGAAUCUAGAAGCGAUAGGAAGUCUGGCUCUAAAGGCCUUUUACGGCGCCUGCCAACAUUUACAGAUGAGCCUGGGCGAUUGACUCGUAGGAAUUCCGAAAAGAACUCAUCCCGGAGCUUUAUUCCCUCUCUGCCUACCUUCACAUCACCCCUGCGACAAGAUGAGCGAAGUGAUGCAGCAGAAGUGACUGAUUUCGGCAGUCCUGGCGAACAAACUUCCUCUCCACAAAAUGGCUCCCGUGAUUCUCCUAAAAAGUUCUCGCUGCCACGCAGUAAGACGCUUGAUUUCAGCCCUUCUGUGCGCGCGGGACGGACAAAGCGCAACGAGAUGAAAGACCCUUCGAUCCCUUUCAGCUUAACAAGGCCUCCUGUCACUGGGCUUGCCAACGCUCGAGCAUCACCAGGGCUUUCCCCCGAUGGAAGACGCACAGGGCUUUCAGACUCUAGUCGCGCCUGGAGUAUAUCUGGGCGUAGUAUUCAUACAUUGAUUGACACGGGUGUACCUGGAAAACCAGAAGUCGAGCGCACACGAGCUCUUCUCUUGUCAUCGGGGAUUAAGGCCCGGGAGAUCACUCGCCGAGCCCACACCCCCCGUGAGCCAGUUCCCCACUGGCUUCAACUCUCUAUGGGACCUGGUGCAUCUGUUCCACGAGUGACGCGGAUCGGCGAAUUCGACCUCGCUGCUCAAAACCUUCUCCGGCGUUUUGAACACACCCAACACUCGUUCCAACAAUCCAUGCAUCAUUUCUCCACCUCCACAUCAACACCUCUCCGUUCCCAGCUGACAAACCUGGAAAAUCUGGUCAACAAUUCUCUGGCCCCCCGUGUCCGAACCACGGCAAAUGACGCCGAGGACCUAUGUGUCCACCUCAACACCACUAGCACACUUGCUGUUAAACAACUGAGUGAUGCACUUGACAGGGGCCUUCGCAAGCGUCGCCGUCGAUUACGGUGGAUUCGCCGCACCGGAUUCAUGGUUUUGGAAUGGGCCCUUGUUGCGAUGCUUUGGUGGGUGUGGCUGAUUGUCAUGGCUUUCAAGCUUGUGCGUGGUGUCUUCCGAGGUGCCUUCACUGGUGUCCGAUGGGUCUUGUGGCUUUGA
Messenger RNA from Penicillium griseofulvum, 3630 nucleotides. RefSeq lists its product as uncharacterized. The record is from RefSeq and is a predicted model, not a curated record. Bases 1 to 3630 code for a protein of 1209 amino acids. NCBI's taxonomy places the organism in Eukaryota, Fungi, Ascomycota, Eurotiomycetes, Eurotiales, Aspergillaceae. The transcript has a single exon.